AUGAAGAAUUCAGAGGACUCCAGGAGCUUUUAUGACUCGGGUAGCGGCUUCUCAAUGUCGCCACACAGCGCAAUAAUGCAGUUCGAUUUUCGGUCAAGAGAUCGACCACGACCUCCAACACGUGUGAUGAAUGAACCGAUCUCGUAUCGAGGACUCGGAGUAAAGGACAUGAUCCAAUCGCCGUACGACCAGCGCGCGGACGUGAGUAUUUGGCAAGUGGGUCUGGGAGCUGCGAUCGGUCUCAUGACUGGCGUGAUGCUCAUUCACUAUCAAGUGAACGGCGAGUGGGCCGACUGGUUUGCGUUGCCUGGCGUUCUCUUCAUCUCCGCGCUCAAAUGUUUAGUGACUCCGAUGGUUUUCUGCAGCGUCAUCGUGUGUAUAGGAGAGUUGGUGGAGGCUGGCAAGGCUGCGUCCGUUGGAAGCCGAAUUUUUCUGUCCUUUGCCAUGGCCGCCAUUACGUCGUCAAUUCUGGGAACUCUUUUCGCUUUCGCUAUGUCAAAAUUGUAUCCGUCAAGUGCCGUGGUGCCGAUCAAGCCAACGAUCCCGUCGCUGAGUCUUCAGUGUGGCGACGGCAGAUAUCUCUCGUACUCUAAGGGGGCGCUCGCAUGCAGCUCGAAAAAUGGCACGUUGCCCAAUAGUUUGUUUGUACUGGACGAUGUAAGUGGAUAUUUAGUGGAGUCGGACACGGAAUACGAGCAUUUGAACGUGUCGGAGCAGAUUUUUAUCAUUCUGAAAGACCUCGUGCCGAAUAACAUCUUCGAGUCGGUUGCAGGCACGUCCACAUUGAGUGUCAUUGCGUUCGCGGUUGUGAUGGGACUCGCUCUGAUGAAGAGCGUGGACAAAGAUGCGGGAGUGGAGAACUACCCGCUUCUCCUGGUCAUGCAUGCGAACACAGUGAUUCUCCAGCUUGUGAACAUGGUGGUCAAGUACAUUCCUAUCGCCGUCGUCUCGCUCAUCGCUGGGUCAAUAGCUAGUUACAGCUCGUCGGCGGUGUUAGUCCGCGGCGUGGCUUUCUUAGUUGGAACCCUGACUGUGGCGCUGCUCACACUCACUGUCGGAGUGUUCGGGUUGGUCCUCUUCGUGACGACAAGGAGGAAUAUUUUCUCUCAUUUGUGGCAUAUGCUGCCGGCGCAGAUCUUCAUAUUUGGCUGUUCAUCUUCGAUCGCGACGCUGCCCAUAACGAUGCGAUGUGUGGACGCUACGAAGGAAGUAUCGUGCCAGAUCUCGCGCUUCAUGUUGCCACUAGGAGCCACAAGUAAUCUGAACGGCACGGCUGUGUACAUGCCGCUGGCUUGUGUGUUUUUGGCCAAAGUGGGAGGAUAUGACGAGUUGCUGACGCCGCUGCGGUUUGUACUGCUGGCUCUUGUGAGUGCCAUCGCUUCGUUUGGUGUGGCUGGAGUUCCUCACGCUGGCUUAGUCAUGGUGCUCACUGUGUGGCGGACAGUGUUCGGUGUGGACGUCCCAGUCGUCUUCACCAUUUUAGUCAGCAUAGACUGGAUCCUCGACCGACUUCGGUCAAUUGUCAACAUUACCAACGACACGAUCAUCGUACGGAUCAUCGCAGCACAGUGUGACGAGACCACCCUCGAACAGCUGAGUACACAUCGCACACAGCAGAACACACACGGCACGGAGCUGCUGACUCACAUGCCGCUGCCUUGA
This is a messenger RNA of Phytophthora infestans T30-4, 1662 nucleotides long. RefSeq names its product dicarboxylate/amino acid:cation (Na or H) symporter (DAACS) family protein. The record is from RefSeq and is a predicted model, not a curated record. Gene Ontology annotation, cellular component: membrane. Bases 1 to 1662 code for a protein of 553 amino acids. NCBI's taxonomy places the organism in Eukaryota, Oomycota, Peronosporomycetes, Peronosporales, Peronosporaceae. Gene Ontology annotation, molecular function: symporter activity. The transcript has a single exon.